Messenger RNA from Postia placenta MAD-698-R-SB12, 837 nucleotides. RefSeq lists its product as hypothetical. The transcript is spliced from 5 exons. The record is from RefSeq and is a predicted model, not a curated record. Gene Ontology annotation, molecular function: aldehyde-lyase activity. The coding region runs from base 1 to 837 and encodes 278 amino acids. NCBI's taxonomy places the organism in Eukaryota, Fungi, Basidiomycota, Agaricomycetes, Polyporales, Adustoporiaceae. Gene Ontology annotation, cellular component: cytoplasm.
AUGGCAUCACAUCGUCUUUUAGAGGCUUUCCGAGCAACAAAACCAGCUUUCGGCGUGUGGAUAACCCUUCCCGGCUCCCUCAAUGCUCGAGUGGUGGCACAAGCCUCGCCCCACCUAUCCUGGGUGAUCAUCGACUGCGAGCAUGGCAUGACGUCAAUCCAGCCCGGAGCUGCAGAAUCUAUACAAGCCAUCGCUGGUCUGGGCAGCUCGGCUCCUAGUGUGCUUGUCCGCAUCCCCGCCACAGGCCCUUGUGCGGAUGGGAGUGCAAGCUGGCAGAUCAAGUAUGUUCUGGAUGCGGGUGCACGAGGUGUUCUGGUACCUAUGGUGUCUACUGCAGCGCAGGCAGCGUCUGUAGUCGCAGCAGCUCGCUUCCCACCGAAGGGGAUUCGCGGGUUCGGCAGUCCUUUCACUCAAUCGGUUUGGGGCAUCUCAGCCACCGAAUAUCUUGCCACCGCUAACGACAGUGUUGUUGUACUCAUCCAAAUCGAGACGCGUGACGGCCUUGUAAAUCUCGAUGAGAUAUUAUCGGUUGAUGGCCUAGAUGGUGUCCUCAUAGGGCCCUACGAUCUCUCCCUUGCACAUGGUUACCCCCCGCCGUCACCUGACCCUCACCCGGAUGUUGAGGUGAUGAUCCAGGAUAUCUUACGCAGAUCGCGUGUGAAAGGAAAGAAAUGUGCGAUUUUCUGUACGUUAGGUUCACAAUCAUUCAAACGAGCACAGGAAGGCUUCGACAUGAUCAACGUCACUUCCGACACCGGAGCCAUGACACAGGCGCUGGCUCAGAGUCUCGCGGUUGCAGCAGGACAGGCCCCGGGUGACAAGGAAUUCGGCUAUUGA